UAUCAUUUAUGCUUUUCAAUAAAAGUAAUAAUUUAAAAAUCAAUAAUUUAAAACUUAGUGAAGAUGAAAAAGAUAAUCUAUGGAAAGCUUUAUUAGAUGGCGAUUUAAAUAAAAUAAAAAAUUUAUAUAAAGAUAAUAUUGAGAGUGAAAUAGAUAAUAGUCAAUCAAUAAGUGAUUUAGAAUUAAACGAAUUUUCUAAAGAGCUAUCCAUUCAAAACUCUGACGAAAAUACCAGUUUAAAUAUAGAAAAUGUUACCAUAAAUAAGAAUGAAUUAAUUUUAGAAAAUAAUAAAAUAAAAGAUUUAAAUUUUGAUGAAUUAAAAAAUAACAUUGAAGAAAAGAAUGAAAACGAAAAUAACAUAACAAGCGUUAAAUUAGCGGAAAAUAAAAAAAAAUUAAAUGAUAACAAAAAUAAUAAUACAAAUAAUAAUGUAUUAUUAAAACGAAAUAAUCGUGAGGAUAAUAACCUUUAUGAGGAUAGAAUUCAAAGUUUACGUGAAGUUAAUGAAUAUUUUUGGUUAAGUUUAACAAAUACUGAUAAAACAAAAGAUAAAUUAAUGGUACGUUUUCAAAAAAAUGGUGCUCAAAUAUUAGAAGAUCAUUCGAAAUAUCAAGAAGAUCUUACAACUUCACCAAAUACAGGUCAAAAAAGUUUAGUUAUGGUUUUUGAUGGUACCGGUUCAAUGUUUGAUGAUUUAGCUCAAAUGAUUGAAGCAGCUGAAUUAAUUACAAAGGAAUUCAUUGCUAGCGAAAAUAAUCCAAUUUUUAAUUAUAUUUUUGUUCCAUUUCGUGACCCUUAUAUUGGGCCAAAAUUAGUAACUCGAGAUGUCAAUAAAUUUCUUGAAGAAAUUCGUCAACUCUAUUUAUUUGGCGGUGGUGAUUGUCCAGAAUCAUCUAUUGGAGCAAUUAAUCUUGCACUUGAAUCAGCACUACCAAAAUCUGAUAUUUUUGUAUUUACAGAUGCUACUGCAAAAGAUUUUAAAUUAGAUAAGGAUACAAUAGAACUCAUUCAAAAGCAUCAAGCAACUUUAACAUUUCUUUUAACUGGCCAUUGUAAUGCUAAAAAUUCUGAAGGCUAUAGAGUUUAUGAAAAAUUAGCAUCACUGAGUAAUGGUGAAGUAUAUAAUUUAAAAAAAAUUGAUAUACGUGAUGUAUUACUUGGAGUUCGAUUAAAUUUACAAAAAGAUGUUAUACCAUUACAAUAUUUACAUUCGAAGAAACCCGGACAACACAAUUUUGAUGUGUCAGUUGAUUCAAAUUUAAAGCAAUUUACUGUUAGUGUAGCUGGUGAAAAUCCAACAAUUAAUGUUUUAGAUCCAGAUUCAAAGAAAUUCGAAGAAGUUAAACAAGUUCUUAACUUAGAUCAAUUAAAAAUUUUAAAUGUUCCAAAUCCACAACCAGGAAAUUGGAAUGUAAAAGCUGGUUCAGAUUCUGAGCAUUCGGUUAAAUUUACAGCAAAUAGCAAUUUAAAAUUUAAUUUUGGAUUUACAACGUCAAACAAUGAGGCCACAAUACAAUACUUGAAUAUUCAUCCUGUUCAACAAAAUAUUUUAAAAAUUACACCAUCGGAAAAUGAUCUUAUUCAUAAUUUAACUUCGGUGGAAUUGCAAUUAAUAGAAUCAAAUGAUAAUUUCAUAAAAUCUGAUUUGAGUACUAUGAGUCCACAAAAUAUAAAUUUAACCCUUAAUCGUUUAGAACCUGAUUCAAUUUCUGGAUCAAUUAUAUAUGGAACAAAAGAAUUUGAACCACCUCAUAGUAUGUUUAAAAUUUACGUAAAUGGUUUUGAUUCAAAUGGAAAUCCUUUGAGACAUUUAUUAUCUACUGCAAUCAAAGCUGUAAAAGGAGAGGCUCCACGUAUUAUUAAUUCCGAUAAUUAUAUUCAGAGUCAAGAGAAUGAUGUAAUAAUGUUAGAGUGUAAGGUUCAUACCGAUACUCCUAGCAAAAUUAUAUGGUUAAGAAAUAAUAAACAAAUACCGUCAACUACCGUAACUAAGGAUAAUUUUAAUAAUUACUAUACAUCCAAUUUGAAGUUAGAAGCUGUUAAAGUACAAGAUUCUGGACCAUACGUUUGUGUUGCUGAAAAUGAAAAUGGAAUCGAUAGAAAGCACAUUCAAGUUGCUGUUAAAAAACAAGAAGUGCCACUUAACGUAUAUAUGACGCAAGAACAUUUGCACGGAUUAAAUGAAGGUGAUAUUAACUUCCAACUUAGUUGUAUUGGAAACCCUAAUCAAAAUUUAAAUUUUGAAUGGUAUUUCAAUAAUGAACUGAUUAUUCCCAAUGAUAAAAUCGAAAUAGAUGGUGGGAAUUUACUUUUUAAAUAUGUUGAUCGUGCCAUGUCAGGAAAUUAUACAUGUGCAGCAUUUAAUAAUAGAGAAAAAGCUAACGAUUCUGCAUUUAUUGAAAUUAAAUAUGGACCAGAAAUUUUAAGGCCAUUUGAAGAAGAAAUUUUUAUAAAUUACGGAGCAAAUUAUGAAUUUGAUUGUGAAUCUAUUGGUAAUCCAAGACCGAAUAUCAUAUGGAAAAAACAAGAAAAUCAAGUUAAAAAUUUCGAAAAUGGAAAAAUUUUAAAAUUUGAUCCAAGUAAUGAAGGUGUUUAUAAAUGUGAAGCUUUCAAUAAUAUUGGACCAUCGCAAAAGAAAAUAUUUAAAGUUAAAGGAAAAGCUUCAGGUCCACCAAAAAUUGAAAAAAAUUUUCAAGAAAUUGAAUUGGAUAUCGACGAAACUUUAAACUUAUCUUGUAAAUGUGAUCAAUGUGAUCCAAUAUUAUACAACGUUUGGUCCAGAGUAAUUUCAGCAAAAAACUAUGAACCAGAAACUCUAUUAUCUACUCAAUCAAUUGAUUCAUAUACAUCCGAACAACAAUAUAAAAAGAUUUUCAGUUCAAACAUUACCAUUAAUCAUGUAAAAAGAUACGAUGAUGGACUGUAUACUUGCAAAUUAGAUAAUGAAUAUGGCACUGAUAAUUGGACAAUUUAUAUUAACAUUUUGGAACUACCAAAAAUAAAUGAUAUCAUAUCAAACUCAACUAAAGCUAAUUUAAAAACAUUUGAAGCAUUAGAAUCUGAAACAUAUAUAUUUGAAUGCGAAUUUGAAGGUAAUCCGAGACCAGACGUUAAGUGGUAUAAAUACAAUCAAUAUUUAAAUAAAAAUGAGAUUAUUCAUAACGGAACUCGAGAUAAUGAAGGUGAACUUUUAAAAAUUAUUGGUAUAAAUAGUACACAUUCCGGUGAAUAUAGCUGUAAUAUUAACAAUUCGAAAGGGUUUGACUCAAGAACGUUUGCUAUUGAUGUUUUAGUUCCUCCAAAAUUAAAAUCAACAGAAGAAACAGUUGUUUUAGUUGAAAACAAUAAAGAGGUUACUUUAGAAUGUAACGUUCACGGUAAUCCCGUCCCUAAUGUAUUAUGGAAAUUUAAUGAUCAGCUUCUAAAUAUUAAAGAUCAAUAUAAGAAAAUGAAUGAUUUUAUUUUAAGAUUUACUGCAAAACUUGAAGACAGUGGACUAUACGAAUGUGAAGCAAAUAAUAAAGUUGGAUCAAUUAAGAAAAAAAUUAUAUUGAUUGUAUUUGCUGCACCAAAAAUUUUACCUCCUAUUAAAGAAAUAAUAACAACAAAAAUUGGAAGUAAUGUGUAUUUAUCAUGUAAUUUUACGGGAUAUCCUAUGCCAGAUAUUAAAUGGAAAUUUAAUAACGCUCCAUUAGAAUCUGAUUUUAUUGAAAUUGUAAAUUCUGAGGAACAAAGUUAUAUUAAUAAUGAAUUAUUUUUACGCAAUGUAACGCGAUCUAUGGAGGGAAUAUAUUUGUGUGAAGUUGAGAAUCAACAUGGUCUUGCAAGGAAAUCUUUUUUCCUUAAUGUUAAUUAUCCUCCAAAGAUAAUUUCGAGUUUUCAACCAUUGUAUAAAAUACAACCGAACGAAAUUUUCGAAUUAAAUUGUGAUGUAGAAGGUCAACCAACACCUGAAAUUAAUUGGGAAAAAUCAAAUUCAAUUAUAUCAGAAUUAAAUGCAGUCUUAAGUAUUACCAAUACGAAUAAAUCAAUAUCUGGCAAUUAUUCUUGUAUUGCGAGUAAUUAUGUUGGUACUGACAUAAGAACAACAGAAAUUAUUGCUCUUGUUGAACCAAGAAUUAUUCGACGUGAAAUUGGAGAUGGAAUUCCAAAUAUUACAAUAAAUUAUGGGCAAGAUAUUGAAUUAUAUUGUCCCAUUGAAUAUGCUGACACAUUCUUAUGGUUUAAAGAUGAUAAAAUUAUAACUGAUUUGUAUGGGAAUGGACAAUUUUUACAUUUAAAAAAUGUUUCGCAUAAAGAUUUUGGAAACUAUAUUUGCUCCGGUAUUAAUGAAGUGGGAACACAAAAUUUUACACAAAUAUUAUUUGUAAAUUCCCCACCAAUAAUUCAAACAAUGUCAACAAAUGAUGAAAGUAUCGUUGAUACAGAUAAUACAGAAGUUGUAGUUAAAAAAGGAGAUAAUAAAAUUUUAAAAUGUUCAUCUAAAGGUUACCCAGAACCGAAGAUAAAAUGGCGUAAGGAGAAAGUUUUUUUGUCUAAUGAUACAGAAUUGAAAUUACUUGAUAUCAAUGUUGCACAUUCUGGCGAGUACAUUUGUGAAGCUGAAAAUGAAUAUGGGGCCGAUCAAUUGAUUUUCAAUGUUCGAGUAUUAGUCCCUCCAUCGAGUGAGCAACCAAAAAAGAAUUGGAUACAAAUCAACGAGGGAGAAGAAUUAAUUUUGCAGUGCGAAAUCUAUGGUAAUCCAUGGCCAAAUUUUACUUGGGAAAAAGAUGGCUCAAAAUUGAAAAGCGAAUUACAGGAGACGUUAAUAAUAUAUUCAUCGGACUUUAAGGAUAGUGGAAUUUACAAAUGUAUAGCACAAAAUGAGCUUGGACGACAUGAGGUUGAAUUUACAGUUGACAUAAUGACUUCACCAAAGUUUACAAAAUAUCCUUUCAAAAAUGAAUAUAUAUUCACCAGCAACGAUACAAUUGAAUUGGAAUGUUCGACCAAAGGAAACCCUAUGCCAAUUUUAACAUGGACUUUUAAUAACAAAAUCUUAUUGACAACAUCCAAGAUUAUAGAUACAAAUACAAAUAAUGAAAGAAUAAAUGGAACAAUAGACGAAAGAGCUGAUCCUAUUUUUAUUGAUAAAUUUAGUAAUACAUUUACACGUUAUGAUUCUAAUGAAAUAUUCGGUUCUCAGUUAUGGGUAAAUGAAAAUAAAGGUCUUUAUGGUAAAGUAGUUCGUAAUAAAUACGAAACAAAUUUAACUUUAUUUAUAAAUGAUAAGAAACAGAAAAAGAGUGGUGUUUAUACAUGUUUUGCUAUAAACGCAAUCGGCACAGAUAAAUACGAUAUAAAAGUUGAAAUAUAUAGUGAACCGGCAUUAACCUCAAAUAAACAAAAUACUAAUAACAUAGAAUCACAUACAAUUUUGAAAGGACUUCCAAUUGUAUUAGCAUGUCCUUGGAAUGGUAACCCAAGUCCAGAAAUUCAUUGGCUAAAAAAAAACUUCUCUAUAACUUUUGAUGAUCUUAAUGAUUUAUCUUUGUCACACGACAAUAAAAGUUUAACAAUAUUUAGUGCUCAAGAAUCCGAUUCUGGAACUUGGAUCUGUAUUGCAAAAAAUGUUCUUGGCGAAAACAAAAAAUUCUUCAACAUAACAAUUCUUAGUGCACCAGAACUAUUAACUGAAAGCUCUGUAGAGGACACAGAAGAUAUGAAACCAAAUAAAUUAAAAUUAAUUAAAGGUCAAAAUACUGUAUUAAGAUGCCCAGUUGUUGGUAAUCCAAAGCCAAAAAUAUUUUGGCUUAAAGACAAUGAUAAUAUUAAUAUUUCAUUUAAUGAAUUAAAUAAAUAUUAUAGUAAUUUACCAGAAAGCGCAGUCGAGUUGGCGAUAAAUGAUAUACAGGAAUCUGCCAUCUAUAGUUGUUAUGCAAAUAACUCACUUGGUUUUAUUGAAAAAAAAUUUACUGUGGAAAUAUUAAAGUAUCCUCGAAUUGUAUCAAAUGAACCAAAUGAAUAUAAUGUAACUGAAUUUGAUCCACUUAAAAUACACUGUGCAGUUGAUGGCAAUCCAAAACCAGAAAUAUUUUGGUACAAAGAUGGCAGCGUAAUAAAUUUUGCAGAAGAAAAGACAAUUUAUUUGGAUGAUAGUAAAGAAAUUUUGAAAAUUCCUACAACUCAAAUGUGGCAUAGCGGACGAUAUGCGUGCUUCGCAAGAAAUGAAUUAGGAGAAAAAGUGAGAUACGUUAAUGUGAACGUAAAAGAGUCUGCAAUAUGGUCACCUUGGAGCUCAUGGACGAAAUGUAAUACAACCUGUGGCAAAGGCAUUAGACAUCGUAAACGAAAUUGUAUACGAUUUAAUGGCGAAAAAGCUUUAGAUUUAAAUGCAUGCAAGGGAAAUGAUUUCGAGUACAUAUCGUGUGAUAUGCCACCAUGUCCUAUAGAUGGCGGUUGGAGCGAUUGGUCACCAUGGGAAGAUUGUCCAACAGAAUGUUGGAAUGAAGCUGAUGGCAUAAUAACUAGAAAACGAUUUCGAUUCUGUAUUAAUCCGGCACCAAGGUAUGGCGGUAGGGCAUGUUUUGGAAAUGAUAUAGAAGAAAAGGAAUGCAUUUUGAAUCCAUGCCCAGUAGAUGGAGGAUGGUCAGUUUGGUCAUCAUGGACUUCAUGCUCAGUAACCUGUGGUGUUGGUACUAAAGAACGUUAUCGUACUUGCAACAGUCCUAAACCAGCAAAUGGUGGUAAAUUUUGCAAGGGUCUCGAUAAAAUGGUUCAAACAUGCAUUUCAAUUCCAUGCCCAAUAAAUGGUGGUUGGUCCAAAUGGAGUCCAUGGACAGAUUGUAGUCAAUCAUGCGAAAACUCCUUUAGAAAGAGAUAUCGAGAAUGUAAUAGUCCAGUUCCUGAAUUUGGUGGUAAAAUGUGCGUUGGACCUAAUAUGGAAAUAGCAAAAUGUAAAAAACGUCAAUGCUACAGCUUUAACUUUGGCAUAUUGAAAAGUUUGCCUUUACAAAAAAGAAGAAAUUUUAGUCCUAAUAAUAUUUAUGAAUCUCCUUUUAUUCACGACGAAUAUGAAAGCGAACCAAGCGAAGAAUAUUACUCUGAUGAAUAUGCAUUUGCUACAGGAAAUGAAAAAAUUAUUUCGCCACAUUAUGAACAUAGUACGUCAAAUCAGGACCAUGAAGAAAAUCAAAAUAAUACUUCUCCAACCAGUGGUACUAUUAAAGUUGUUGUUCAAGUCAAAACUUUUAAACCAAUCGACAAAGAUAUAGAGGAAUUGAGUUUAUAUCCUGGAAGAGCACCAUUUGUCAUAAAAAAAAUUAACCCUUGCCCAUUUGGUCAAGAGCUUAGCAGUUACAAUCAGUGCACAGAUAUUGACGAAUGUAAAUUUGAAAAUGUUUGUAAAGAAAGUGAAAUAUGUGUUAAUCUUGAAGGUGGAUUUGAAUGCGCGUGUCGAACUGGUUUUAACAAAAAUGAUACUACUAAAAAUUGUGAAGAUGUGAAUGAAUGCUUAAAUGAUUUUUCUAAUGAAUGUUCUCAUAUUUGUGUAAAUACACUUGGUAGUUAUUUAUGUACAUGUCCGAAAGAAUUCGAGCUACAAUCAGAUAAUAAAACGUGUAAAUUUACAUCGCAGUCUUUUGAAGAUGACAGAAAUGAAUUUAUGGCUGAUUACGCUAAUUUAACAUCAAAACAUUCUUAUAAUUUGUUUUCGCCCCCUAGAGUAAUCAAUGGAAAAUGCCCGGAUGGUUUUAUUGAAAAUAAUGGCCAAUGUGAAGAUGUUAAUGAAUGCGAUGUUUUCGAAAGUGAUUGUUAUGAAAAUUAUUCAUGUUUAAAUACAUUUGGAUCAUAUAAAUGCAUUGAAACACUAUGUCCUCCGCAAUAUAAAAGAACAAAUAUUAUUGGUCAAUGUGUUUUAAUGUGUAAUGAAUCCGAAAGUUGCCGUAAUAAUGUAAAAAUUGCCGAAAUUAUAAGUCAUACUCUUUUAUCAAUGAAAGAAAUCCCAAAAAAUGAACCCUUUUUAAAAAUUGUGAAUUAUGGAAUUAAUAGAAGAGCCUUACCAUAUACAAAAUUUUCUAUUGAUGAAAAUAAAGCUGACGGAAAAUUAUUUAUAUUAGAAACAUUUGGUAUGGAAAGAGGAAUCGCCUAUUUAUAUGCAAAACAAGAAUUAAAACAUGAAAUAUUAUACAAAUUAAUAAUAGAAGCUGAAUCUUAUGAUGAAAAUAGUUUUAAGUUGAACUAUUAUACAAAAUUUAUUAUAUUUUUAUAUUUAAUGUAAAAUAAGCACUAAUUUGUGUGCUAAAAUGAAAUUUUCA
Molecule: messenger RNA, 8295 nt
Organism: Condylostylus longicornis
Lineage: Eukaryota; Metazoa; Arthropoda; Insecta; Diptera; Dolichopodidae
Product: hemicentin-1-like
Exons: 36
Coding region: 9-8258 (2749 amino acids)
Biological process (GO): homophilic cell-cell adhesion; synapse organization
Cellular component (GO): neuronal cell body; plasma membrane; axon
Molecular function (GO): axon guidance receptor activity; calcium ion binding
Source: RefSeq, a predicted model, not a curated record